AUGAGAGGGAACGUUCAUAUAAUAAUGGCUACAAGUGUUAGUUUCUGUACUAUUGCUGGAUGCAUGCUACUGAUGAUGAUUGUGCGUUAUGAGCUGAAAAGUGUGGAAAAGAGCAUUCUUGAAGUGAAUCGGGACAUUGAGGAAGAAAGUACGAAAUCGUGGAAAAUGCUGAGGGAUCUCAAAAUCGACCCGGCAAUGCUUCGCGAACGACGAGACGUGUUUCGCAAACUAAAUGGUCUCUCCACCGCCUCCGCUGUUGGAAUCACCCAUCGACGAAUGUUAUCUCCGCUGGAUGACUAUGCAGUUGGAAUGGACACGCGAGAUGCAGCUGUCAAAGAAACUCCAGCGACAGUCAAGCAUGAGGAGAGCGAUAGCAUGGAAAAUGCUUAUCAAUUCCCAUCCGCCAAUGCAAAAUCUUCAAUUUCAUCAUCUUCUACAUCUGAGUCUCUUACGCCAAAGCUCUCGCCAUUCUCCUACUCAAUCAGCAGUCAAAUCCAAAGUCAGCCGCCGGCUUAUACUCCACCCAGCUAUAGCAGCGAAGCCAUUGGAUAUGAAAUUCAUACAGAAGCCAUUGCCAAAGCAAAAGCUCCGGAGUGCAAGUGUGAUCUGACAACAACGUGUCCUGCAGGUCCUCCGGGGCCUAAGGGUGUCCCGGGUUCUAAUGGCAGCGAUGGUGAAAACGGAAGUCAUGGAAAGGAUGGAGAGGAUUUCGAUGACGUAGCCGAGCACAUCCCACUGCUAAGCUCAUGCAUAACUUGCCCUGAAGGACCACCAGGACUUCCGGGAAGAGUUGGAAAGCGUGGAACACGCGGUCUUCGAGGAGCCGCUGGUCUGGCUGGAAUCCCAGGAAGAAGCGGAAAUCCGGGAUCUCCAGGUGCUAUGGGAGCAGAAGGACCACCGGGAGCAGAUGGUGAGCUUGGACCUGCUGGAGUUCCGGGAAUGGAUGGCAUAAAGGGAAAAGGAAAGCGAGGUGCUAAGGGAUCCCAGGGCCGUGUAGGUGAGAUGGGCGAGAGAGGUGAUCGUGGAGAAGAUGGAAAGGAUGGUGACGCUGGAGCAGCUGGUACUCGUGGGCCUCCUGGAGAGCCAGGAAGACCUGGUCUGAAUGGAGAACCUGGUGCUGCUGGAGCUGAGGGUGAACCCGGACAAGAUGGAGAGUACUGCCCAUGCCCAAGACACAUGUUCCGUGACUCGAAUCCUAUGAAUAGAAUCUUGUAA
This is a messenger RNA of Cylicocyclus nassatus, 1215 nucleotides long. NCBI's taxonomy places the organism in Eukaryota, Metazoa, Nematoda, Chromadorea, Rhabditida, Strongylidae. The record is from the annotation of a GenBank genome assembly.